GCGUUAUCGUCGUCAAGGGGGCCGAUCCCGGUGGAACAACGAGCGCAACUUUCGUCUUGUUCGGACUUGACAGAAUUGUUAAGAUGGCUGAUAUGACGGAAUCGCCGCCGCUGUUCGAUACUAACGAGACAAAACUGGACGACCUGGAGGACGACGACGAGGAUAUCUUUGCGUCCGCAGUGCAGGAACAAAACCAAUUGGAGAAUAGUUCGCCUUAUAAUGGAGUACCUAAGAUUCAAGCGGAAUUACCAAAACUGUCAUUGCGAGAUGCUCCAGAAGACAAUUCGUUUUCUUCCGUAUCUAGUCCAGUGCCUGGUCCUUUGAGUCCUCCACUAGGACCCAUGAAUACAGAUAUCGGUGAUCUGCAUGAUGUUCCUAUCAACGAUAAUGCAGAUAUGCUAUCCUCAAGUGUUAUGCAAUCCCGCUCUUUAGAAGAGGUUCCAACAGACACAUCGGAAGUUUUCUUGAAGAUCACAGUUACUUCCCCUCAAAAGAUAGGCGACGGAAUGGGUGCCUACGUUGCAUAUAAAGUUGAGACUAGAACAAAUAUGCUUAUAUUUAAGAAAAGGCAUUUUAGCGUGAUCAGGCGUUUCAGCGAUUUCCUAGGGCUCCAUGAUAAAUUAACUGAGAAAUAUCUCAGGAACGGCAGGAUAAUUCCACCAGCUCCGGAGAAAAGUGUUAUUGGAACGACGAAAAUUAAGAUGUCCGGAGAUAAAAGUCAAGAGCAAAAUUCGAGUUCCACUGAGUUUAUCGAACGACGUAGAGCAGCUCUCGAAAGAUAUCUCAACAGAACAGCUGCACAUCCAGUGUUGAGUAUCGAUCCUGAUUUCAGAGAAUUUCUAGAAGCUGAUGUAGAAUUGCCUAAAGCUACCAAUACAUCCGCAUUGAGCGGCAAAGGAGUAAUGCGGCUUUUCAAUAAAGUUGGAGAAACGGUUAACAAGAUAACAUAUAAAAUGGAUGAGAGCGAUAUGGAGGGUAAGUGGUUUGAAGAAAAAACAUCGCAGAUAGAUUCUCUUGAUAUCCAGUUACGCGCUUUGCACUCCGCAGUGGACUCCUUAACAAAUCAAAGAAGAGAAUUGGCAAAUUGCACUGGUGCUACAGCAAAGUCGAUUGCCGUUCUCGGUCACGGCGAACCAGGUGCGUCCCUUGGCAGAGCAUUAGCGCAGUUGGCGGAAACAUUAGAAAAGGUGGAAGCCAUCAGAAAAACACAAAGCAACAGUGAUCUUUAUCAAUUGGGAGAGAUGCUGAGAGAUUAUGUUGCACUCAUCGGUGCAAUUAAAGAUGUUUUCCACGAGAGAGUAAAAGUUUUUCAAAAUUGGCAGCAUGCUCAAUUGAUGCUAAAUAAAAAACGCGAACAGAAAGCAAGACUCGAACAAUCUGGACGAACGGACAAGACGAGUCAAGCAGCUACCGAGGUCAUAGAGUGGGAAGCGAAGGUGGACAGAGGCCAGGAAGAAUUUGACAAUAUCUCGAAGAUGAUAAAGGAAGAGGUAGAACGCUUCGAGUUGGUUAGGGUGCAAGACUUUAAGAAGCAACUAAUCGAAUAUUUGGAGUCGAUGCUACAGCAUCAGAAUCUACUUAUCAAGUAUUGGGAAAGCUUUUUACCGGAGGCACGAGCAGUGGCAUAAACAUUCCUCACAUAAAAAAUGAUGAGAUGCAUUUUUUAAUAACGAUAAUAAGGCCAUUAUCUAUCGUGUAAUGUGAAAGAAGAAAUAUAUUCUGUGCUGUUGAAUAGGAUAAGUUGCUCGUUUGCUACGAUGAUUGAGAAUGAUAACAAGAAACGGUCUUAUAUUAAAUACAAGAAAAAAGGAAGAAGAGGCGCUUAUAAUUUUGGAAGUACUGCCGAUUCGUUCAAAGUUUUCUACGAGCAGCGAAGGAUUCUAUUCAAUAUAUUCUAAUUAGACAUACUUAAUUCAUGAAAGAAGUCUCAGAUUUUUAUUAUAUUUCAAUUAUUGUCACAUAUAGUAUAUAUUGAUUCUCUAUUAUUACUUUAUCCAUACUAUAUACAUUAUAUAU
Harpegnathos saltator (Jerdon's jumping ant) is the source of this 2016-nucleotide messenger RNA. RefSeq names its product sorting nexin 1 (gene Snx1). The record is from RefSeq and is a predicted model, not a curated record. Gene Ontology annotation, biological process: early endosome to Golgi transport. Gene Ontology annotation, cellular component: endosome membrane; endosome. Bases 84 to 1628 code for a protein of 514 amino acids. Lineage: Eukaryota; Metazoa; Arthropoda; Insecta; Hymenoptera; Formicidae. The transcript is spliced from 8 exons. Gene Ontology annotation, molecular function: phosphatidylinositol binding.